AAGCAAAAUAUUCAUUUUCACUUUGACGGCUGUGCUAAGUCGUUGGUCGAUGUCUCUAAAGCAAGCAAGAUAACGACGCUUCACUUUCUUCUCUACAUAAACGUUCUAAGUUCUGUACUUCUCAAUCAUUUAGGCGGGUUGAGUAGAUGGCAAGUAAAUCAACUCAUAUCAGUAUGUCAAGAGAUACGACGAUAUACGGGAGGUUUUAUCAGAACAACGAAAGCAGUUAAUCGCAGAAACCAGAGCACAAUCAAUGGAAUACUUCCUGUAUGUGCGCAGUCAUAUGAGUUGCUAGUCUGCGGGCUCAGCAACAUUAGACUGCACUCUAAGUUUCUGUAUUUUGGAUUAUUUUCGAUGUUUCCGGUUUCAGGCUCGUAUUCGUAUUCGCAUUUAAGGAUUUGUGAUAUUUGUGAUAUUUGUGAUCAAUUCAUUUGUGCACAUAAAAUACUUUUGGAUAAAAAAUACUGCAUUGCUCCAACUUAUGCAUUUUCGUAGUCAAUACCCGUCCGUUUAGGUUUUAGUGAUGUGUGUGGGUGUCUUUACCUAUCUGAAUAUUUGCUAAUCUCGUAGACAUAAUCUUGUGAUAAAAGUUCUUAUCAGAGCACAAAUAAAUUUAAUUGUAUCUGCUUACUCAAGCAAACACAAACAAAAAAUUUUUAGUGAUGUGAUGAUUUUAAUUGCUCAAUACUAGAAUCACCAUAAAAAAAUAAAUUUAUACAUAAUACGCAAUACAUAAAAAAGAUUAUACGUUGAGACUUAAAGCGCAUUCUAGUCUUAUCCAGAUCCCCAGAAAAACUAACGUUAGUCAAUAUUAUUUAAAUGGAACUGCAUUCUAUUAAUAACACACAUCGGGAAACAAAUAUGCCUCGAAAUCCGUUGGAAACCUCGUUGAUACCUUCGCCGGGUGGUAUCCGUCGAACUCCGCGAUCAGCUGCGGCUGUAGCAACUGCCGGAGUUCAAAGGAGACGCGUAAUUAAAAAGCACAUUCAACAAAAGUACUUGCUGUGUGGGUUCGCUAUACAUGCGUUCUUGUCUACUCCUGCUUAUCUCUACGGUAACAUUGUGGAGUCUGAUAAAGAUUUGGUGUUGCGUAUCUGGCCAGCGAUAGUUUUUCAAGCAACCGGUCAACUGUGCCGUUCAAUAUUAGACCAUUUGGAUACGGAAUAUCGUGGUCGUCCACGUGAAACUUCCCAGUAUCGGCGCGUAUUCCUAUUUGCGACUGCAAUCACCUGUGUUUCGCUAAUGAUAAGUGGCUUUUUCUUCUCCUCGGCAUGGGUUACUGUCACAACAACAACACAAGCAAUAGCAAUCGUUUUCUAUGGUUUUUUCGCUGGCGUUGGUUCCAGCCUAUUUAUCUGGAAAACACACGUAAUAUUCGAAGCAGUUCGUCCACGCGAAGACAAAUUCGUGCGUAAAACAAUUCAAUUAUGCGGUGAGGCAUUUUGUCAACUAUUCUUAUCGUUUGUUUUUACCAGUCUUCGAACACUUUAUGGUACUGCACAAUCUAUUGUCCUCAUGUCAGCACUCUUGGUAAAUUUAAUACCAAUUAGCUUGAUUAUUACACGGCACCACGAAGGAGCCAUUACAAAGCGCAUUUCGGUAAUAAAAGCAGAAACCGCAUUUACCCCAUUGCACCACCAACUUGGAAGGUUUUCUUCUAAUUUCGCCGAUCAAAUGGAUGGCAUUGAAAUGCAAUUGCAACGCAGUUGGAAGAAUCCAAUAAUAGAUCAUCAUACAGCAGCAGCAUUAGUGGCAGCAACGGCGGACACGCACGACUACUUAUUACCGACCGACUAUGUGACCUUUGUAAAUCCAAACGGCGUGGAGAUAAUGGAAAUUAUUCCCGAAGAAGAUGAAAACGUUUCAGUUAUUCGUUCUAGCACAGCAACGAUCGAUAAUUAUGGACGUGUGAGCGUUGGUGCAUCUCAAAACAUGAAUAAAUCUAAUUCAAAUGGGCUGCAUCAUGUGGACACGGUUGAAGCUGGAAAUUUGGAGAAAUUACAACAGUUCUCUCGAAAUGUUACUUCCCACAUCUUGAGCAAUUUAAUAGACAAGAUCGUAUCGCCAUUGAAACAUGCUUUACUUAUUCCAAAACUUUAUAGUACUACGUUUUAUCUAUCGGCUGACAUAUUUUCGUACGUUAUGUGCUUAACUGUAUUACCAAGCCUAGCUGUGAGCCAUCAUGCUCUGAAAAAUGCCGAAAUUCCUUUCUUGUUUUCGUUGCUAGCAUUUCCAUGGAUGUGCUUUUCCUUAAUGACACCUCGAUUCGGAAAUAGUCUUUAUAAGCGAAAAAUUCAGUGGCACACAUUAGGCUGUAUUUGCAAAGGAUUAGCUCUUAUAUUUAUAAGUUUCUCUACUUCAAAGCUGCUACUCAGCGUUUCCUCUGUACUUUUGGGGUUUGGACAGGCAGUAACUCUUUUUUUACAAGAGGAAGUUUUUCAAAUGAGUAUGUCGCGAGCGCAAUGGAAUGCGAUUCGGUUUCCAGUACAUUUAACAAAUUCCUUCCUAAUACUUCUAUGGGGCGCCCUUGCACAUUGGGUUGUGGAACAUUUCUCAUUCCAAGCGAGCGUAGGCUUUUCUGGUACGCUUUAUAGUUCUUCAGUAUUACUUUUCUUUGUUGUCUUUUAAAAACCUCUAGUAUUGUUUGGUUUGCAAAAAAAUUCAAUAUUUAUGUUAAAAAGAUUCUUAAUAUUACAUAUGAAAUUAAUUUAGU
This is a messenger RNA of Teleopsis dalmanni, 2713 nucleotides long. RefSeq lists its product as uncharacterized. The coding region runs from base 820 to 2628 and encodes 602 amino acids. NCBI's taxonomy places the organism in Eukaryota, Metazoa, Arthropoda, Insecta, Diptera, Diopsidae. Gene Ontology annotation, molecular function: monocarboxylic acid transmembrane transporter activity. The transcript has 6 exons. The record is from RefSeq and is a predicted model, not a curated record.